AUGGGUGUCGGACGGCGCAUGGGAAAGAAGCAGGGUGCUCCCGAACCCCUGUCGGAGGAGCACUUUGCGAAGCUGAAGAGAAAGGCCGGUCUGCCAGUGGACACUCCCUCGCAGGAUGACGGGCCGUUGUCGAAGCGUCGGCGAGGCAACAAGGGCGAGAAGGUUGAGAAGAAGGCAGCAGCAGCAGCUCCAGUGGCUAAGGCAGCAAGUGGCCGGAAGGCCAAGAAGGCAGCGUCGCCACCACCGGUGUCGAGCUCAGACUCGGAUUCAGAGAUGGAGUCGAACGAGUCUGGAGCAGAGAUGGGCGGACGUCAGCCGAUGCCGGGGUUUGGAGACAGCGACGACGACUCGGACGUGUUCGAUUCGGACGCGGAGCAGGAAGGCAAAGGGGGGGCGUUUGUGUUCUCGGACGACGAGGACGACUCGGAAGUGGAAGAGCGGCUGACAGCAGCCAACAUUGAGGGUCUGUCGCGCAAGCUGGACCAGAAGCAGGCACGCGAGGCGGCCGAGGCCGAGGCUGAGCUGCGAGACAGCGCGCUGCAGACGAACAUUGGAGGUCUGGGCGGAUCCGAGGACGGGUCCGAGGCCGAUUCCGAUGCAGAGGAGGACGACGGGCCAGCAGGCGCCAAGCGGCCCAAGUCGCAGCUGGCGCCAGACCUGCAGCUGCUGCGCAACCGGAUCGGCGAGACGAUCCAGGCGCUAGAGGACUUUGGACGACUGGGCGACAAGGCACGGCCGCGUGCCGACUACGUGGCGCAGCUGGUCCGGGACAUGUGUUCGUACUACGGCUACUCCGAGUACCUGGCCGACAAGCUGUUCCGGCUCUUCCCGCCGCGCGAGGCGUUUGCCUUUUUCGAGGCCAACGAGACACCGCGGCCAGUUGUCCUGCGGACGAACACGCUCAAGACACACAGGCGCGAGCUGGCCCAGGCGCUCAUCAACCGCGGCGUCACGCUCGAGCCGGUCGGCCGCUGGUCCAAGGUCGGGCUGCAGGUGUUUGAGAGCAACGUGCCGCUCGGCGCCACGCCCGAAUACCUGGCCGGCCACUACAUCUUGCAGGCGGCCUCGUCCUUUCUGCCCGUCAUGGCACUCGCACCCCAGGAACACGAACGCGUGCUCGACAUGGCCGCUGCGCCCGGCGGCAAGACCACCCACAUGGCCGCGCUCAUGAAGAACACCGGCGUCGUCUUUGCCAAUGACCCCAGCAAGGCCCGGUCCAAGGGUCUCAUCGGCAACAUUCACCGUCUUGGCGCCCGCAACGUCAUCGUCUGCAACUACGACGCCCGCGACUUUCCCCGCGUCAUCGGCGGCUUCGACCGCGUCCUGCUCGACGCUCCCUGCUCCGGUACGGGCGUCAUCGCCAAGGACCCCAGCGUCAAGACCAACAAGACCGAAAAGGACUUUAUGCAGCUGCCCCAUGUCCAGAAACAGCUGCUGCUGGCGGCCAUCGACUCCGUCAACCAUGCCAGCAAGACGGGCGGAUAUCUGGUCUAUUCCACCUGCUCCGUCACGGUCGAGGAGAACGAGGCCGUCGUGGCCUACGCCCUCAAGCGGCGCCCCAACGUCCGCCUCGUCGAGACCGGCCUGCCCUUUGGCAAGGAGGGCUUCACCAGCAUCAUGGGCAAGACCUUUGAUCCCACCCUCAAGAUGACCCGCCGCUUUUAUCCCCAUCAUCAGAACGUCGACGGCUUCUUUGUCGCCAAGCUGCAAAAGUUUGCUCCCACCCCGGCCAACGCUGUGCGCGCCGAAGGAUCCAGUGCUUCACGUUCCCAGACCGCCGAGACUGCUGACCAUGCCGGCAACACUGACAACGACAACGACAACGCCCCCAUCGCCGUCACCGACGACAGCGACGCCGCCACCGACAAGGACGACGGCGCUGACUUUGGCGGCUUCGACGACGACGAGGACGCCAAGUACAUGGAGCGCGCCCGCAAAAACGCCAUGCGCCGUCGCGGACUCGACCCCCACAUGCUGCACCGCAAGCCCGCCAGCAAGGACGAGGACAAGACCGUUGCCCUCGAUGCUUCCCAGCCUGAUGCCUCUCCUGCAGAUACUCCGACUGCUGCACCUUCUACUCCGGCGGCUGCUCCGACCACUGCUCCGUCCAAGAACGGACGCGCAAAAACACAAAAAGCACAGGGCAAGAAGGCCGACAGGAAAAAGUGA
Grosmannia clavigera kw1407 is the source of this 2169-nucleotide messenger RNA. Its product is annotated as nucleolar RNA methyltransferase. Gene Ontology annotation, molecular function: RNA binding; rRNA (cytosine-C5-)-methyltransferase activity. Gene Ontology annotation, biological process: rRNA base methylation; maturation of LSU-rRNA. The record is from RefSeq and is a predicted model, not a curated record. Gene Ontology annotation, cellular component: nucleolus. Bases 1 to 2169 code for a protein of 722 amino acids. The transcript is spliced from 2 exons. Lineage: Eukaryota; Fungi; Ascomycota; Sordariomycetes; Ophiostomatales; Ophiostomataceae.